AUGUGGACUUCAGACCUCCGAGGCACACCCUUUCUCUUCGUCUACUUAGGAAAAUGUCCAGGAAUUGAUAGCAAAGCUGCAGGAAAGGCAGAUGCCUGUUCCAAUUGUCCAAAUCGGAACAAUUGCCUCUCGCGCGAUAACGAAUCCGUUAAUAAAGUUAUCGAGUCUUCAAUUGAUGAAAUAAAAUCUCGCCUGGGAUUAGUUAAACAUAAAAUAAUAGUACUUUCCGGAAAGGGUGGAGUGGGAAAGAAUGCGGAUAUUUGCGGACCUUCUCUUCCACGUAUGAUGGGGGUAGAAAACGCGUUUCUUCAUAAAAAUAUCAACGGUUGGAGUCCAGUGGUGGAAUAUUUACUAUUCAAAUUUAAGAUAGUGAAGGAGAACUUAUGUUUAAUCUCUUCAUCUUUUAUUGCUGAUGACGAGGAUAAGGCAUUUAUUUGGUAUGGAGAUAAAAAAACAGGCAUUUUACUAAUUAAUAUAAAAGGACUAAUUGUUCAAUUUUUACGUGAUGUUGAUUGGCCAAGAGAAUUGGAUUAUAUGAUAAUUGAUACUCCGCCGGGCACAUCUGAUGAACACUUGUCCUUAAUUCGAUAUCUUGGCGAUGUCGAUGGUGUUGUCAUUGUGACCACUCCACAAGAAUUGUCUCUUGUUGAUGUUAAAAAACAAAUUAAUUUUUGUCGGAAGAUUGGAUUGAAUAUUAUAGGAUUGGUUGAAAACAUGUCUUCAUUUUGUUGUACUCACUGUCUGGUUAAUUAUUGCUUAUUGUUAUUAAAGAAAUGUUCUAAUAUUUUUCCUCAAGAUUCUUGUGGUGGGGAAACGAUGGCCAAGGAAAUGGAAAUAAAAUAUUUGGGUAGUAUUCCCCUGGAUGCUAAUAUUGGUGAUUCAUUAAGUUUUUAA
Molecule: messenger RNA, 894 nt
Organism: Octopus sinensis (East Asian common octopus)
Lineage: Eukaryota; Metazoa; Mollusca; Cephalopoda; Octopoda; Octopodidae
Product: cytosolic Fe-S cluster assembly factor nubp1-B-like
Exons: 3
Coding region: 1-894 (297 amino acids)
Biological process (GO): iron-sulfur cluster assembly
Cellular component (GO): cytosol
Molecular function (GO): iron-sulfur cluster binding; ATP binding; ATP-dependent FeS chaperone activity
Source: RefSeq, a predicted model, not a curated record